GUUUGAUCGAGGAACGAUUCUGUACAAAUACAACGUAAGAUUCAGAAGCAACCAAAUAUGGCGCGCGAGGGACAGCACGACUAGAGAUCGAGAAGAACUCGACGCCCCAAUACACGGAACUUCGCCAGACAGACUUCUUUAUUGAGACGAACAAACAGUGAUCCAAAGGCGACUACCAGACCAACUGCUCGGAGAAUCAUGACGACAACAGUAACAGAGACCGUUGACCCUAGUCUCUGGCCCUCGUUAUGGACAGACGAACAAGAGUCAGCACUGCUGCACGCUAUUGUCCGGUGGAAACCUGUUGGCAUUCAUAAACACUUUCGAAUGAUCGCAAUACGAGACCAUCUCCUGUCACAAAACGUGACUAGUGCCGAGGAUCCGCAUACUACAAUAGCCGGAAUAUGGGCCAAACUCUCCACGUUAUACGAUCUGCCCAAGUUAGACGAACGUGAGAAUGCCACGGUCGAUAUUUCCGACGACCCCGAGAACGAGACACUGUAUUUCAGGGAUUUCGAACUGCCGAGGGAGGAUUUUGAGGAGAUGAUGUGGCAGAAGCGCCUUGCGCCCGAUGGCACACAGAGCCCCGAAUGGUCGAGAAGGGGAAGCACGGUCGCCGACACAGAUGAGCCACGGUCAAGCCCGAUCCCAGCAGGCUCAGCCAGAGGAGGACGCAAGACCCGCCGAGGACGGUCUUCACGGUUGCAGAAUGAAGUUGAGACGGACCGAAGUAGCAGGCGAACGAGUAAAGCAAACAGUGCGGCGGAUGAGGAUCAGACCAUGGAUGACGCAGCUGAUGAGGAAGAAGACGAGCAGGCCACCGGGGAUGACGAGGAAAGUGAGGAAGAGGAAGAGCCAGAGGAGAAAAAAGGAUCUACGAGAGGGGGCCGAGGCGGAAGGAGAGGCAGAGGCAGAAGGGGACGAAGAGGAAGAUGAUCUAUCCAUCCAUUGACUCGAGAGAUGUCUAACAAGUCUCAUGUUCCAGUGGCUUUCCUCUCGGGUCGACCGCGAUCCUUAUCCGAGGGCCUUUGUUUC
Messenger RNA from Exophiala oligosperma, 1035 nucleotides. RefSeq lists its product as uncharacterized. NCBI's taxonomy places the organism in Eukaryota, Fungi, Ascomycota, Eurotiomycetes, Chaetothyriales, Herpotrichiellaceae. Gene Ontology annotation, cellular component: NuA4 histone acetyltransferase complex; nucleus. The coding region runs from base 199 to 936 and encodes 245 amino acids. Gene Ontology annotation, biological process: regulation of transcription by RNA polymerase II. The record is from RefSeq and is a predicted model, not a curated record. The transcript has a single exon.